GUUAACAUCAAGCAGAAACAUGUUCUGAUCGGAUCGAACAAAAGUUCAAUUAUUGAAAAAAUCAAAACCUAAUGAUGCCGUACAGCCGGAUUCCGGCCUACCAGUGGAACUAUGGUUUGAAGCCGGGACAAUGGCAUCGGGCUACAGCAGUACUACAUUCAGCCAGCACCAAUCCUAGCCCAAGGUCAAAACCAAUGCUGGGGACAACAGCGGUCUUGUCAAUAUGCAGCAGGAUUUGUUGCCUUAGCCGCAGCUCCCGAACCAGCACAAUCCUCCACCGCCCAGCAGCCCCCAGCUCCAACAACAACAUCCCCCAUUGUCCUCGACGAAUCGAUACCAACAUCCUCGGAGAAAUCGACCGCCUGCCACAUAUCCCGCAUCGCAUCGAGCCGGAGUAACACCACAGACAAACAGACAGGACACUCGAGUUCGGAACCAUCGUCCAUCAAUAACCGAGCCAAAACGGUUAUUUCAAAUGCAAUUUGGCUUCGGCAUCCACUCACCCGGCGCUGAUGACGCUUCUGUCGUGACAGCUCGCCCGUCUUUCCUCGGUGUGUG
Molecule: messenger RNA, 558 nt
Organism: Culex quinquefasciatus (southern house mosquito)
Lineage: Eukaryota; Metazoa; Arthropoda; Insecta; Diptera; Culicidae
Exons: 3
Coding region: 72-398 (108 amino acids)
Source: RefSeq, a predicted model, not a curated record